AACUUGGUUUGGUCUUCAAGAAACAAACACCUUUCUCUCUCUUCUACACCGUCAUCAUCAAUUCAUCAUCCACAACAAAAUCGAACGUAUUUAGACGGUUAGACCCCCUGUUUUGUAGUAUCUGUUGAUUGAUUGCGAUUGAAACAAACUAAGAUGGUGAUGGGGAAACUCAAAAUUGGCGGGGCUUGGAGUGGCGUGUUAGAAGUCGAGCUGGACGACUGGACUGUCGCUAAGCUGCGUGAAGAGGUCGCCAAUCGAUCCGGCUUCCCUACUCCCAACUGCCUAAACCUCAUCUCCUCCGGCAAGGUCUUGAGAGACGGCGACGCCUCCCAAAACUUGGCCCAAUUGGGGCUUAAAAACAACUCCAGGAUUCUCGCCUCCAAGGCUGCCGUCGAUCAACACGGCAAGUCCGUCAAAGAGGAGUUUUUGGCCGAGGAGGAGCGCUCCAAUCGCCUUUCUAGGCUCAAGAUAGCUGCCACUAUAUUGGCCACCAGACAUGCUGAUGGUUCGUUACCAGUUGAGGACUUCAAUCUAGAGCUUGAAAAUCAGAGUGGGCAGAAGGUGGAGUUGGGGUCGGAGACUGACCAGCGGGCAAUUAUGAUGGGACUUAUGCUUCAUGCAAAUGGAAAAGCUCUUAUGAAAAGGGAACAAUAUAGAGAUGCAUUAGAAGUGCUCAACAUGGGUGAGGAAUCUUUUUCUCUAUGCAACCCAAAGGUGAUCGAGAUGGUUGAUAACGUACCAAUUCUUCAAAUAGACAUGGUCUGGUGCUAUUUUAUGCUCCGUGAUAUCAGUUGGCUAUCAGUAGCAGGGAUUCGCCUGGAAAAAGCCAGGGAAGGUAUUGAGCGUGCUCAUGGAAAGGAAUCUACUCGUCUCAGAAUCCUCCAAGGAGGUCGUUACCCUGAGCUAGCUUUGCACUUGAGAAUGGAGUUGUUGGAAGGAGUGAUUGCAUAUCAUCACGGUCAUUUGCAGAAAUCUAAGAAUGCCUUGAGCUCUGCUCAAACUAGAUACCUCCAGCUUCAGGUACCAGAUGACUCACUGUCUUUUUUACUGAGCAUGGGGUAUAAUGAUCGUGAAGCAAAGAGAGCUCUCCGUAUGAACAAUUUGGAUGUCGGAAGUGCUCUUGAUUUUCUUAUCGAGGAGAAAGCUAAAAGGGCACAGAAGCGGAAGGAGGAUCUUCAAAGGCAGAAGGAAAUAUUAGAACAAAAGAAAUAUGGAAAAACGCCGCUUAAGAAAGCUGUGAAUCUAGAGAAGCUGAACCAAUUGGUCUCCAUUGGGUUCCAGAAAGAACUUGCUGCUGAGGCUCUUCGAAGAAAUGAAAAUGAUGCCGAGAAGGCUCUGGAUGAUUUAACAAAUCCUGAAACUAAUGCCGCCUUACAGAAUGAAAUUAUAUCCAGGAAACGGAAAAGAUUGCGUGAAGCAACAAAAGCAGGGAGUGAUAAUCUCGUAGCAAUGGGUUUCGACAGAGCAUCAGUGGAAGCAGCUCUUAACAGGUUUGACUCUGAAGAGCAAGCGUUGAACUAUCUAGUUACACAACCCAUCGCAAACGCAGCAGGUAGCGUUGGCCCAGACCACCAAGUUGGAGGAUCAACUGGUGAAGAAAGGGGCAGUGGAGGUAGCGGCCACGAAGCUGGAGGGUCGUCGACUCAACCCGAGCCUGCGGAGGAGCGGGACGUUGAAAUGGAGGAUGAGCUGACGGGGGAGUUGGGAAACGCGGACGCGUACUCGGACUAUGAUAUUGAAGUCACAAAGGAAGGAGAAGCCAUCAAUGAGUAUUUAGCACUCAUCAGCUCUGCUGAGAAUGCCUAGAAAGUAGAAAGUUCCAACUUCCACAAAUUAUUGCCCUAAUUCUGUUUCCUUUUGUACAGUUUUUAUGGUAGUUAACUAACAUUCGACUUAAUAGCUGAUGACAUAUCUGAUGCUGGUUAGUAAAACUAGUAAAAUUAUUGAGUCACUAUAUUAGUUGAAAGUUGAAAAAGCCCUAAUAUAUAGUCAUCUUUUCACUGCGAGCA
Messenger RNA from Salvia splendens (bonfire salvia), 2009 nucleotides. RefSeq names its product NEDD8 ultimate buster 1. Gene Ontology annotation, molecular function: protein binding. Lineage: Eukaryota; Viridiplantae; Streptophyta; Magnoliopsida; Lamiales; Lamiaceae. The transcript has 11 exons. Bases 154 to 1806 code for a protein of 550 amino acids. The record is from RefSeq and is a predicted model, not a curated record. Gene Ontology annotation, biological process: regulation of ubiquitin-dependent protein catabolic process.